UGUAGAAGAGCUGGUGCCUCAGUCAAUCCUUUAGUACAUGUUCAAUCACCAGCUAUCUCUGUCUCUCAGGAUCCAGUCUUCUGCACUAGGCUUCACAUCCUCAGAAUGGGUGACAUCUACAUCCGCCAUAUUGAGCUUCUUGGCUUUGAGAGAAGGUUUUUUCCCAGCCAGCACUACGUUUACAUGUUCUUGGUGAAAUGGAGUGACCUGUCAGAGAAGCUGAUCUACAGAAAGUUUUCUGAGAUCUACGCCUUCCACAAAGCACUGAAGGAGAUGUUCCCUAUUGAAUCCGGAGACAUUGACAUCAAAGACAAGAUCCUGCCCCCACUGCCAGCUCCUAAGUGGUUUGACAAUCAAAAGACAACAGAGACGCGGCAGGGCACGCUGGCUGAGUACUGCCACUCUCUGAUCAACCUGCCGCCCAAGAUCUCACGCUGCCAGCUUCUGCUGCGCUUCUACCAGGUGCGCGAUGAGGACGAGAACCCACCCGCGCCACACCCGUACAAGAAGAAUGAAACCUUUCUGAUGGCUAAAGACAAUUCAAGGAGCAACACAUCAGAGAUCACAGGACCCAUCAUAUUGCAGACCUACAGAGUCAUCGCAGACUACAACAAGAGCUCCAAGUACCAGCUCGACCUCAAGGAAGGAGAGCAAGUGGAUAUAGUGGAGAAGAGUACCAAUGGCUGGUGGUUCUGUCAGUGUGAGUCUCGACGUGGCUGGGUCCCUGCUUCCUACCUGGAGCCACUAGAGGGCCCUGAUGAGACAGAGGAGCAGGAGCCCAACUAUGCAGGGGAGCUGUUUGUCACCACAAAGGCCUACACUGCUGAACAGGAUGACGAGCUCACUCUCCAAGAGGGCGAGACCAUCGAGGUGAUCCACAAGCUGCUGGAGGGCUGGUGGGUCAUCAGGCAGGGAGAGCAGACAGGACACUACCCCUCCAUGUACCUGAGGAAGUCUGGAGAGAGCCGGGCUACAGAUACUGAGAGAGAGUUCGAUCAGAGAGCUGCUCCCCCGCCUAGGAGAUCCACGAUUCGGAAUGCUAAGAGUAUUCACAAUCGGGGCCGGCAGAGAAUUUCCCAGGACACGUACCGUCGCAACAGCCGUCGAUAUCUGCACCAGCGUGGCCAGCGAGAGGCUUAUAGAACCCCUGCAAACCAGCACCAAAAGAUGUACAGUGUGCAAGAGAGCCAGGCCAACAAUGAGAACGAUAACCAGAAUGGCAGCACCCCAUCUCUCUCAGACCAGACAAAGGCACUCCCCAGUGUGCCCCCUCGUCCCAGCAAAGAGGUCAUCCUGGAGCGAUGUACCGAGCACACACGCAAGAAGGUCAGCAUCCGAUACUCUGUCUGAAAGCUGCUGCCACAGCACACCCUGCUGCUGGGAGGUGCACUCAGUCAUUCUGUAUUCAGUGUGAGUCCAGACACUCUGGACUGUUUCAAAAGGAAGCUGGAACACAUACUUUCUUUCCCAUAUUUUAGGGUUCAGAGAUCUUUGUGAAACUGGUUUAUGACGCAUCCAUAAAUUCCAAAUAAGCUUCCUUUGUUUUGUGCAUUCUAGUUUAGUUGUGUAUAGUUAAUAUUCAUUUAAAUUAGCCUAUUUUUCAGUAUCGCUGUGCAAGAAAGGCAUUCCCUUUGCUCUGUCCCUUGUUGUCCAUAUCUCACUGUUAUAUGUUUAAACAUAUUUUUCACUCUUUUGAAAAUCACACAUCAUGGGUCGUAAAAUGAACUGGGGAAUACAUUUCUCAGCACCGGGAGUGUUCAACAGUAGGAAGAAAAAUUCUAUUUUAAAUAUCGCGUGUAUCCAGAACAUGCUCCCUCCUGCAACAAUGCUGGUUUCCUGCUUUCACAAUACAAAGUUUAGAAGAAAAAGGUCCUUCUUCUGGUGUGGCAGGGCAGGAAGGCCUUGCGUGUAAAUAGGGGGCAGGGCAAAGCCCUGCUGAUAAAUAUGUUGAAUUGUGGUGAUAUUGGCUCGAUGUAUGGUAUGUUUUAAAUGUGUUAUUGCAAGGGCAUUUAUAAUAAUGGUUUGCAGAUGAAUGUAUUGUUAUGAUAAAUGUAUUGUAUUAUUAUUUAAAAUGUAUUAUUGUUUGGUUUGGCUAUGGUCUGACAUAGGCGAUGGUGGCAGCUGGUCAGAUAUCUCGUGAGAAUGUAUGGCCAGCAGUGAAUUAAUUAACAGGGUGGAUGUCGACCAUGCAGAUAUCAAUCUCACGCAGAACGUGACCAUCUCCAGGUUUAUUCAUUUAUUGCUAAUCUGGAGACGGUCACAUGUAUAAAAACCCAUAGCUUUGGCUGAGCAUGGUGGGUGUUCAAGGAGGAGGAACAGGAGCAAGAGAGAGGAGGAAGAUUGAAAAUGAAAGUUAAAAGAUUGCUACGUGUGUUGGAAGCACCAGCACGGUACAUGUUUGGGUGGAGGGACUGUUUUUGUUUAAACUUUUAUUUUGGCUCUGUGAGCAUUGUUUUUUUUUUUUUGUUCAAACCUUUGUUUAAUAAAAACACGCCUUUCAACCAGCGUAGCCAUGUGUCUCUGUCAGCUUUCUGGUCUGAGGACGUCACCACAAGCCGUACCGUCACACCUGGCGAUGAAAGCUGAAGAAAAGUAAUUCCCCAGUUGAUGUACCUGUGAUGUGUGAAAACAAAGAUCAAAGCAAUAGGAAAUUGAAAAAUAUACAACUACAGCCAACCCAGAAUAAAGCAAAGGGAAUGUAAUAUGUUUCUUAUAAACACUGCAGGGGAAUCUGUAGCACAGAAUGUGGUGAUAAUUUAACGAGUCCCCAAUCUCAAGACAUGUAACCGUGUACACUGCUGUGCAAAAG
Polyodon spathula (Mississippi paddlefish) is the source of this 2809-nucleotide messenger RNA. It is a transcript of the gene ncf1, whose product is annotated as neutrophil cytosolic factor 1. The record is from RefSeq and is a predicted model, not a curated record. Gene Ontology annotation, biological process: respiratory burst; superoxide anion generation. The transcript has 11 exons. Lineage: Eukaryota; Metazoa; Chordata; Actinopteri; Acipenseriformes; Polyodontidae. Gene Ontology annotation, cellular component: cytoplasm; NADPH oxidase complex. Bases 106 to 1350 code for a protein of 414 amino acids. Gene Ontology annotation, molecular function: protein binding; superoxide-generating NADPH oxidase activator activity; phosphatidylinositol binding.